This is a messenger RNA of Nematostella vectensis (starlet sea anemone), 1838 nucleotides long. Its product is annotated as peptidyl-prolyl cis-trans isomerase E. Gene Ontology annotation, biological process: protein peptidyl-prolyl isomerization; protein folding. The transcript has a single exon. NCBI's taxonomy places the organism in Eukaryota, Metazoa, Cnidaria, Anthozoa, Actiniaria, Edwardsiidae. Gene Ontology annotation, molecular function: RNA binding; peptidyl-prolyl cis-trans isomerase activity. Bases 39 to 935 code for a protein of 298 amino acids. The record is from RefSeq and is a predicted model, not a curated record. Gene Ontology annotation, cellular component: intracellular membrane-bounded organelle.
AUAUCCUACAAUGCAUCACGGUCGCUCACGGAUUCAAGAUGGCGAACAAACGUGUAGCUUACGUUGGCGGUUUAGCUGAAGAAGUAGACGAAAAAGUCCUUCAUGCAGCAUUUAUUCCCUUCGGAGACAUUACAGAUGUACAGAUACCCAUGGACUAUACAACCUCGAAGCAUCGAGGGUUCGGGUUUGUGGAGUUUGAGUUUGCCGAAGAUACAGCGGCCGCCAUUGACAACAUGAAUGAGUCCGAAUUGUUCGGUCGAACAAUCCGCGUAAAUUUAGCAAAACCAAUGAAGAUUAAAGAGGGCUAUAGCAGGGCGGUCUGGAGCGAAGAUUCCUGGUUACAGAAACACGCUGGUCAAACUCUAGAGGAAAAAGAUUCAACGGAAACUAGCGGAGAAACCGACGAAGCCAUGGAAACUCAACCUGUUUCGCGUAAAAGGGUUAACCCACGUGUGUUCUUUGAUAUCACUAUUGGCGAAAGAAGUGCAGGUCGCAUUGUGAUGGAGCUGCGAUCGGACGUAGUUCCUAUGACUGCUGAGAACUUUCGCUGCCUUUGUACUCAUGAGAAAGGGUUUGGUUACAAGGGAAGCUCAUUUCAUCGGAUUAUUCCUCAGUUUAUGUGCCAAGGAGGAGAUUUUACCAAACAUAACGGCACUGGUGGGAAAUCAAUAUAUGGAGCCAAGUUUGAAGACGAGAAUUUUGUACUGAAGCACAAUGGAGCUGGGGUUUUGUCUAUGGCUAAUUCUGGGCCAAAUACCAAUGGAUCUCAGUUCUUUUUGACAACAGAGAAGACUGAUUGGUUGGAUGGGAAACAUGUAGUGUUUGGUAACGUGAUUGACGGGUUUGAUGUUGUGCGGAAGAUGGAGGCGGUAGGAUCGCAGUCGGGGAAAGCCAGCAAAAAGGUUGUGAUUGAUGACUGUGGAGAACUCUCUUGAUUGGUCAAUAACUCAUGACUGCUUGAAAGUAUUGUAGACUCUGUACAUAAUAUGGUAUAAACAUGGGAUUCUCUUACUGUGUAGAGUUGAUGGUGUGACCUCUUUGAAUGAAACUAAACACCAUGAACAACACAGAUAGAAAAACUAAGACCAUAUACUUUUGUACAACUGCUUUGUAUAUAGAGAUUACUGAGCGAUAUUCUGACAUAAGUGCAUGAUUUGUAAAAAUUUUUGUGGCUAGCUAAAAUCUAUCCAUUAUCCACAUAUCAUUAUCUUGAGUGAAUCUGUUUAAUGUUUAAAAAUACUCUGAAGAUUUGGGUGUUUGUCAAACAAAUUUGCUGCAUAAAAUCCUCUGAGUCAGUUUGGAUGAAUUCUAACACAGCUGUAUUCCACUCACACUUUGAGUUCAAAUGAUUUAUAAUUUUUUUUCAAUACCUGCACCCGCUUUUACAUUCGCCUGUAUUUCAUUGUUUUCUUGCUUGUUUUUUGAUACCUUCAAACGCAAAGUUCAGUGACACGUUGCAAAGCUUAAUUGAGGUGCAAAUAUAUUCAUUUCCUACAAAAACUUGCCCUGCUAAUGCGUCAAUGACAAGUUUGGACUUUUCAAGAAUAUUGUUUACAUGCAUGACACAAAUUGUACAACAGUAGUUGUGGGUAUUCAAGCUUUUUGUCUGAAAAAAGUACUUUUCGAACAGUUCAAUUCAAUCAGUAAUAAAAUCAAUUUUUGUCUCUAUUACAAUCGCCAACAUCUAUUGGAUAUGCUUCAAGUACCACUUAUCGACCCUUUUUUACUUUUAAAUUUGAUACCGUUCAUUAUUAUGUAGCUUUUAUAGAACAAGCUUACUGAAAAACAACCUAUUUAGAAAUAUUUAUAAAGUUUUAUUAAACUUUUAUUAUGAUAAA